Molecule: messenger RNA, 2015 nt
Organism: Peromyscus eremicus (cactus mouse)
Lineage: Eukaryota; Metazoa; Chordata; Mammalia; Rodentia; Cricetidae
Product: solute carrier family 35 member E1
Exons: 1
Coding region: 1-1230 (409 amino acids)
Cellular component (GO): Golgi apparatus
Molecular function (GO): antiporter activity
Source: RefSeq, a predicted model, not a curated record
AUGGCGGCGGCGGCAGCCGCGGGUCCCGGCGCGGGCGCGGGGGUCCCGGGCGCAGGUGGCGGCGGCGGGGCGCGCGAGGGCGCGCGGGUGGCGGCGCUGUGUCUACUGUGGUAUGCGCUGAGCGCGGGCGGCAACGUGGUCAACAAGGUGAUCCUGAGCGCUUUCCCGUUCCCGGUCACCGUGUCGCUGUGCCACAUCCUGGCGCUGUGCGCCGGGCUGCCGCCGCUGCUGCGCGCCUGGCGCGUGCCGCCCGCGCCGCCCGUGUCGGGCCCCGGACCUGGCCCGCACCCGGCGUCCGGCCCGCUGCUGCCGCCGCGCUUCUACCCGCGCUACGUGCUGCCGCUCGCCUUCGGCAAGUACUUCGCGUCGGUGUCGGCGCACAUCAGUAUCUGGAAGGUGCCGGUGUCCUACGCGCACACCGUCAAGGCCACCAUGCCCAUCUGGGUGGUCCUCCUGUCCCGGAUCAUCAUGAAGGAAAAACAGAGCACCAAGGUGUACCUGUCACUGGUCCCCAUCAUCAGCGGAGUCCUACUGGCCACGGUCACAGAGCUGUCUUUCGACGUGUGGGGGCUGGUCAGCGCCCUGGCAGCCACACUAUGCUUCUCCCUUCAGAACAUCUUCUCCAAAAAGGUGUUGAGGGACUCAAGGAUCCACCACCUGCGGCUGCUCAACAUCCUGGGCUGCCAUGCCGUGUUCUUCAUGAUCCCCACGUGGGUUCUGGUGGACCUCUCCACCUUCCUGGUGAGCAGCGACCUGGCCUAUGUGUCUCAGUGGCCCUGGACACUGCUGCUCUUGGCGGUCAGCGGAUUCUGCAACUUUGCACAGAAUGUCAUCGCCUUUAGCAUCCUCAACCUCAUCAGCCCACUCAGCUACUCUGUGGCUAAUGCCACCAAAAGGAUUAUGGUCAUCACUGUGUCCCUCAUCAUGCUUCGCAAUCCAGUGACCAGCACCAAUGUGCUGGGCAUGAUGACUGCCAUCCUGGGUGUCUUUCUGUACAACAAGACCAAGUAUGAUGCGAACCAGCAGGCUAGGCGCCACCUCCUUCCAGUCUCUACAUCGGACCUGAGCAGCAGAGAGCACCUGCGGAGCCCAAUAGAGAAGCCCCACAAUGGUGCACUGUUUCCCCAGCAGGGUGACUUCCAGUAUCGCAACAUCCUCCUCACAGACCAUUUCCAGUAUGGCCGCCAGAGCCACCCGAACUCCUAUGCCCUCAGCCGCCAUGAUGUGUAGGUGCCACCAGGCCAGGUCUCCUGCACCACCUCCCUAAGCCCAGCAGCCUGGCUGAGCACAUGGCAGGCCAGCAGGGGAGCCCUAGAUCCUGAUGGGCUGUGGGAUGUGACCACAAUAUGGACAGCCACAGGCUCUGGACAGAGGAAGAGCCAUAGAGAGAUCCUGGUUCACUCUUCUGCUCAGAGGCCACGUUCUGCAUUGGUACACAGGGGUGCCCUCAGUACAUUGCAGAGGUCUGGUCUGAACUUCUGGUGACAACAAGGACCCACUCUGCAGAACUGGCAUCACUGUGGCUAUGGUCCUGGAAGCCAGCAGGAGGUGGCAUCUGGGACAUCAAGAAGAGGACAGCGGGGCUGUAGCCCAGAGGUAUAGAGAGCAGAAACAGGUACCAUUACCUGUCCCCAGCCACAGUGCUCCAGGAUGUCCCAAGGCAGUUGGCCUCUUGCAGCCAGUGCUGACCUGGGGCAGACUUACGUGGCCAUCGGUUCGUCAGCCAUUGGUGUGACCUUCCUCUGCCUUGUGGGUGUUAGAGUAGGACACAAGCCUUCACUCCAGGCCUGAGUGGCCCUUGGACUCUAGAAGAAGUGGCCAGUGUUAACCUUGGUUGCAUCCCCAUCCUUCUGAUGCCACAGAAGGCCAGGUGAUGGUGUUGACAAUUUCCUUAGGACCUCAAGUUUCUUUGGGGAAAAUCUUAUUGGCUAUGGGAACUUUGGAGCCUAGGUCCUGGCAGGCACUGCACCAGGGCUAGCCAAUAGGUGAAAACAGUCUUGACUCAUUUCAAAAUA